This is a messenger RNA of Caenorhabditis sp. 36 PRJEB53466, 2519 nucleotides long. NCBI's taxonomy places the organism in Eukaryota, Metazoa, Nematoda, Chromadorea, Rhabditida, Rhabditidae. The record is from the annotation of a GenBank genome assembly.
AUGCAACCGCCAAACUCGACGGGCCAAUGGACCGAAAUACAUUGCGAGUGGUUUGCCGAAAUGCAGACUUAUCAGGUAUUUGUUUGAAAGUAUUGCAAACGAAACAACUAGUUUUGCUCUAUCGACUGUAUGAAACACGAACGGUCGUUUUGAGGCUCUAAAAAAGAAACUUUCGCUUUUCCAGAACAGUCUCUACAAAAUCAACUUUGACGGUUCGCCCAUCGUGCCAAUGUACGGGCUCGUGUGCUCUUUCGGCGCGCUCGCCAACUUCAUCGUCCUGCUCGCGUUCGCAAGAACCGCCAAUUUGAGAAAUUUGAGGAACAGGUACGCUUACACUGACAGCCGAAAGAGAGAAAUGAGCGCAAUUUCAGUUUCAUAGUGAAUUUGGCGUUUUCGGAUCUGAUUCUGUGCGUCGUGACCGCUCCCGUCACCCUUUACACAAGUCUCAAUCUGUUUUGGCCGUUCGGAGAUUGGUCGUGCAAAUUUGUGAGUUUUCUGACGCCUGAAAUCAUUCAAAAACUUUCGUCAAGAGUUCCAUUGGUUUCCUUAGUCGAUGUUCGACACAAAAAAGGCGAAAUGUUGCAGCUAGCCGGCGUACAAGCCGUCAACACAUUCGUCUCCUCGCUCACCCUCGCCUUCAUCGCAAUGGACCGUGUUCUGCUCACGUUGUGCCCGGUGCGAUGGCGAUUGGCGGCCACUGCGCCCCUCCUCUGCUACCUCUUCGUCUGGAUCAUCUCGAUCCUCGUCGCUCUUCCCUACGCUCUUGCAGUCAGCUCCAAAUUGGCUCCGUUCGAUCCGUGGAGUGAUAGAGCCACUCCUAAAAUGGUAAGGUUUUCGGUUUCUGAGAGUUUAGAAGCUCGCGUUAAAUUUUCUCAAAAUCGAACAUUAGAUUAGGCUUGCGAGCUCAAAAUCAUACGACGCACCACGGUCUCCCAGGGGGCGCUAAUGCUAAACACAGUGCGCUCGUAAAUUGCGGAGUGUCGUUGUAACUUUUGAAAAUUUGCAGGUCUAAAAAUGCAGUUCAAUUCGAGUUUACGACCUUUAUUUCUUUCUUUUUGACUUGAAAAACGUCUAGUAAACAAUAUUUUACCGAUUGGAAACCGUUAUUUUUUAGCGUCUUUUUCGCAUUUCGUCAAAACUUCAAACCUUUAUAUUUCAGCUCAUUUUGCAUUUUAUGAGCCCAACGCACGAUAAAAAUGUUCGCUGAAUCUUUCUUCACAAAAUUCAGGUUUCGGCGCUUAGUUUUGUUGAGCAGUUUUCGAAAACUAUUCGAAAAACAUCAAAGUCCAGGCCAAAACCUUCAAAUUCUCAACGAUAUGCGAGAUUUCUGUUACCAAAACGUAGCUAGUGCUCUAAUUAUUCAAAUCCAGGUUCCAGGCGCACAAAAAAAUACGUGUAUUGUACAGAAAACAUGGAAAGAACGCGAACUCCCGUUGAAAAUUAAUUAAUCGGCCGCCGCGUAAAUCGACACAGCCCGCCUGUUGCAAGUGCGCCCCAUUGAAAUCAUUCGCGCCGAGGGAGACCGUGAGGUUUUCGGUUUCUGAGAGUUUAGAAGCUCGCGUUCAGUUUUCUCAAAAUCUAACAUUCGAUUCGGUUUGCGAGUUCCAAAUCAUACGGCGUCGCUUCAAAAAUAUUACCUUCAAGACUUUUGAAAGUGAUCUCUCAUUUCAGCUCACCUACUGCGGCCGUCAAACGCCCGAAAUCUGCGCCGAAAUGCAAGAGCACUGGGACGACGCGAUCGUCUCGAAGACGACGUACACGUUCGUCGUGCUCGGCAUCCAAUACAUCCUGCCGCUCGCCGCGCUCGCCUUCGCCUACUUCCAAAUCGGCUCCACAAUCCAGAAACGAUCGAAAGUGUCACGGACGGUGGACAUUACGCGUCGGAUGCACAUGCAGAAUCGGUCCCGACGCGCUCUUCUGCUCCUUUUCCUGCUCGUGCUCACUUAUGCCGUCUGCUGGGCGCCUAUGAACGUGUAUCAUGUGCUCAAUGGAUUGGAGAUUAUCAACUACUCGCAGAAUAUGUGAGUUCGCGCCCCGAUCGAUUUUCUUCGAUUCCAAUGCUUUUUUUGCAGGUACAUUUUUUGCCAUUUGGUGGGAAUCUCGUCGACGUGCGUCAAUCCGAUUGUCUAUGCGUUGGUCAACGAGUCAUUCCGGAAUGCUCUUCAGUCGAUGGUAGGUUUGAGAAUAACAACGUCAACCAAAUUGAAAAGGGCUCGAAAACAGUUGAGAUAACCGAUUAGUGAAGCGGUGUUCUUUGCAAAACUUACCGUUUUUUUUUCAAAUCGUUAUAUCUAAACUCGGGGUAGAGAUAUCAAAAAGUUGUCAACUAACAAAAUAUUCAUUAGGAAAUUGUGUGCAUUUUAUCAGUUGACAACUUUUUCAUAUCUCCACUCCCAGCUGAGAUAUACACGUUCUAGAUCCUCCAAUUCCGUCCGUGCUACGUGACAACUAGCGGGCCGCAGCCACUAAUGUCUACGCCUAUUCGGCCACUUCCAAAGCGGAUAACGUCACUUUGGUAA